Messenger RNA from Achroia grisella, 539 nucleotides. RefSeq names its product large ribosomal subunit protein eL28 (gene RpL28). NCBI's taxonomy places the organism in Eukaryota, Metazoa, Arthropoda, Insecta, Lepidoptera, Pyralidae. The transcript has a single exon. The record is from RefSeq and is a predicted model, not a curated record. Gene Ontology annotation, cellular component: ribosome; cytosolic large ribosomal subunit. Gene Ontology annotation, biological process: translation. Gene Ontology annotation, molecular function: structural constituent of ribosome. The coding region runs from base 80 to 499 and encodes 139 amino acids.
UUUUUUCUUUCUUUUUUGUCUAUGUACACGUUUGAGUACUGAACACGUUUUUGUGUAGUUUCACAAGAAAAUUGCAAAAAUGUCUUCUCAUCUCAAUUGGAUGAUUAUCCGCAAUAACAACGCUUUCCUUGUGAAGAAGCGCAACAUUAAAAAGCCAUUCAGCAAGGAGCCAAACAAUGUGACUAACCUCAACUCGUACAGAUACAAUGGCUUAAUACAUAAGAAGGCAAUAAGCGUGGUCGAGAAUCCGGACAGGAAAGGUUUUACUGUGGUGUACAAGAAGGCUAAGGCUACCAACAAGCCAUCCAAGAACACCAUUAGGCGCCCAUUCAAAGCCGGCGCCAGGAGAUCACUUUUUAAGGUAAAGAGGUUGAUGAAUGCCAACCACUACCGUACCGACUUGACAAAGGCCACACUUCGUCGUGCAUCAGCCAUCCUCAGGUCCCAAAGGCCCAUAAAGCAGAAGAAAGCGAAAGCAGCUGCUGCCAAGACAGAAUAACUAUGUAUUUAAGCUUACAAUAAAAAAAGGUUAAAAACUA